This is a messenger RNA of Brenthis ino (lesser marbled fritillary), 333 nucleotides long. NCBI's taxonomy places the organism in Eukaryota, Metazoa, Arthropoda, Insecta, Lepidoptera, Nymphalidae. The record is from the annotation of a GenBank genome assembly.
AUGAUCGCGGAGCGCGAUAGACUGGCUCGGGCGGGAGCGGCGACGGUGUUUUCGCUCCCGCGCCCUCGUCCUGGCCCACAUUUCUUUGCUUCCGGCGCCACACAAAAACGAUUAUUGGGGCAAUCGGAGGCGCCCUAUACUGCGCCCGAGAGAAACCCCGCGAUGCAAAUAAAUUCAGAGGAGGCCGUGGCCGGACAGCGCUGCCCCUCGUUAUUAUUCGGCUCUCGCGGAAUUGCUUUUAUGUCCUUAAUGGAAAAGUUGGGCGGCGGAUACGAGACCAUCCAAACUACUGUUUGCUUUGAUUUAUACCACACCGCUGCCGGCUGGAAAUUU